GAAACAGACAAAAGUAUGUCACUCCCAAAUUUAACGGGAUAAAUAUUACGACAAUAUUGAAACAAAGAAGAAAACAUAAAAUAAAGUGGUUCACAAUUUCUCCUCAUCUCCUUUACGUCUCACAACCUGUUCCAAAUUCCUAUCUAAUUUUCAUCUGAAUUCGUUAAUAAGUUGGUUCAAACUUCAUCUAAUUUCAACAAAAAAAAAAUUGCUAGCGAUAGCAGUUGAUUGCUAGAUCGAAUUAGAGUGGUGUGUUUUCUGCGAAUUUCGGAUUAUAAUAUAUCAAAUUAUGGGGUUGGGCGAUGCGGAUCUUCUCGACGACGGGGAUGGUGGCGGCGGAGGAGGAAAGGCGUCAGCCGCAGCAGUGCCGUGCUCGAUUUGCUUGGAUGUGGUGACGGAUGCCGGAGAUAGAUCUUGGGCGAAGCUUCAAUGCGGCCAUCAAUUUCAUCUCGAUUGCAUAGGUUCAGCAUUUAACAUAAAGGGGGCAAUGCAGUGCCCUAACUGCCGGAAAAUUGAGAAAGGACAAUGGCUUUAUGCAAAUGGUGGUCGUCAGUUGCCUGAGUUUAGCAUGGAUGAUUUGGCACAUGAUGAGGAUCUGUACGAUCUAAGUUAUUCUGAAAUGUCGUUUGGAGUUCACUGGUGUCCUUUCAGUGGUUUGACUAGGCUUCCAUCAUCUUUUGAUGAAGGAGAAUUCCCAUCAAGUGCGUAUCAUGACCUUCUCGGACAUCAUGCUAUCUUUGCGGAACAUACACCCGUCUCCUCUACAUCUCAUCCUUGUCCGUAUAUUGCAUAUUUUGGGCCAAUUCAUCCAUCUUCUUCCACAUCAAGUGGGAAUGUAUCUGAUGGGUCUAGUUUUAGUAAUCACUGGAGUGGGCUGUCUGCUCCAAGUGAAGUACCGAACUCGUAUGCUUUCCCUUCAAUGGAUGCCCAUUAUCACAACAAUUGGGAUCACUCUUCUCAUUUCGCCGCAAGCAACCGAAUUGGUAGUGCAGAUCUACCACCUAUUCCAUCUGUCACUCAGAGGACAGCUAGGAAUUCUGAUAUUCCAAGACCUGGCAUGCAUCCUUUCAUUGUUGGUCACAGCUCCGCUAGUAGAGCUCCCAGCUCUAUCACUUCAUCAGUGCUUCCACCUUACCCCGGUCCAGUUGCUCGGCCCCGUGACCGUCCUCCUCCCGUUCAAGCGUAUUUCCAGCAAUCCAGUAGUGCACCAGUGGCACGCGCCUCUCUUGUUUCCAGCGGACGAAGAUCCGGCAGCCAUAGGGGUUUGCCUCAAGUUGCCUCAUCAUCGGAUCACUCUGGUGGAUUUUACUUCUUUUCGUCGAACCCAUCCGGAAGAAGUUUUCAAGAUGCCGAGCGCGACCACUUUCACGGUUGGGAGCGCGACCACCGCGAGCAGCAGGCCGGCUUUCCUUUGAACCAGGUUGACAGGGAUUCAAUAUGGGCGCCUUUCCACCACCCUUCAGCCGGUGGGUCCGAUCCCGGUGUUAGACCAAGCAAUUUCCGGCAGAGGCAUGGGUCUGAGAGGAUGCCAUCUCAAAAUCGAACCUAAGCGUGAUAUCGCAUUAUCAUGGUUGCCAUGAAACUCUGAUGCCUGUGGCUCACAACUGAAAACUGAGAACCUAAAUCGUAUAUGCUUGAGCUACUACAGUCGGUCUAUAAUGUCUAAAACUAUGAUGGGUGCGGCACUGCACAAGUUUGUGUGAUGGAGUUUGCUUCCUCUUGUUUCUAUGCCGUUGAGGUAAAUAACACAUGUUUCUCGACACUUAAAAUCA
Messenger RNA from Salvia miltiorrhiza (redroot sage), 1772 nucleotides. RefSeq names its product E3 ubiquitin-protein ligase IPI1-like. The transcript has 6 exons. Bases 290 to 1549 code for a protein of 419 amino acids. NCBI's taxonomy places the organism in Eukaryota, Viridiplantae, Streptophyta, Magnoliopsida, Lamiales, Lamiaceae. The record is from RefSeq and is a predicted model, not a curated record. Gene Ontology annotation, molecular function: ubiquitin-protein transferase activity.